Messenger RNA from Sander lucioperca (pikeperch), 1991 nucleotides. RefSeq names its product serpin peptidase inhibitor, clade B (ovalbumin), member 1 (gene serpinb1). Gene Ontology annotation, molecular function: serine-type endopeptidase inhibitor activity. The coding region runs from base 75 to 1406 and encodes 443 amino acids. The transcript has 7 exons. Gene Ontology annotation, biological process: negative regulation of endopeptidase activity. The record is from RefSeq and is a predicted model, not a curated record. Lineage: Eukaryota; Metazoa; Chordata; Actinopteri; Perciformes; Percidae.
UGUAUUUGUCACCAGUCAGUGAUUUAUCGCCCAGUCACGCGUCCCACCCACACCACUGUUUGUGUUCCGUAUAAAUGAGAAGCGGUAGACUUCUGGGUUUAACCACUGGCCCUGCACUUUGUGGUGUCUCUAUUUCUAGGGGACUUUUUCGGACUUUUUUACUUUUUUACGUUUUGCUUUCACUUUUCCACACGUUAAGUGCGUGCGAGCAGAGCGUGCCUCAGUCGUCGCGGGACCACCAGGAAAACCGUACAUCAUCAGUUAUGGCCGCCAUCAGCAGCUCAAACACAGGUUUUGCCUUGGAGCUGUUCCGCACUCUGAGCCAAGCAAAUCCCACCGGGAACAUCUUCGUCUCCCCGCUGAGCAUCAGCUCGGCCCUGGCUAUGGUUUACCUGGGUGCUGAAGGAGACACUGCUGCUCAGAUGGCACAGGCCCUCUCAUUCAGCUCUGGUGAAGGCGUCCACACAGACUUCCAGACACUGAACGCUGACAUCAACUCGCCAUCUGCAUCAUACAUCCUGAAACUAGCCAACCGUCUCUACGGAGAAACUACCGCCAACUUCCUCCCGCAAUUCCUCAACGCCACGCAGAAGCACUACCAGGCAGACCUGAAGGCUGUUGAUUUCAUCGGGGCUUCAGAGGCGUGCAGAGCGGAGAUCAACAGCUGGGUCGAGCAGCAGACAGAAAAUAAGAUCAAAGAUCUUCUGAAGCCAGGAACAGUCACCCCUAUGACAAGAUUGGCUCUGGUUAAUGCUAUCUACUUCAAGGGCAACUGGAUGAAUCGCUUUGAUGUGGCAAACACCAAAGAGAUGACCUUUAAAGUCAACCAGAAUGAGGCCAAGCCGGUCCAGAUGAUGUACCAGAUGAAGAAGCUGCCCUACAACUACAUUCCUGAGCUCGGUCUGCAGGUCCUGGAGCUGCCGUACGUGGAUGAGGAGCUCAGCAUGUUCAUCCUGCUGCCUGAGGAGUCCGCGGACGGCUCUGACCCUCUGCUGAAGCUGGAGACUGAGCUAACAAGGGAGAAGCUGGACGAAUGGACCAACAGGGAAAACAUGGACGUCCACUCAGAAGUCCUGGUUCACCUGCCCAAGUUCAAGCUGGAGGAAGACUACGAGCUGAGUGAGCCUCUGUACAAACUGGGCAUGAAAGACGUGUUCUGUGCGGCGAAGGCCGAUUUGUCCGGCAUGAACGGCGAUCGAGGACUCUUUCUGUCUACGGUGGCCCACAAGGCCUUUGUGGAGGUGAACGAGGAGGGGACGGAGGCGGCUGCAGCCACAGCAGGCAUGAUAGCAUUCUGUAUGUUGAGGGAGGAACACUUCACAGCGGACCACCCCUUCCUCUUCUUCAUCAGGCACAAUAAGACCAAGUCCAUCCUCUUCCUCGGCAGGUUCUCGUCUCCUCAGUAGACAGAACCAGCAGAAGAAGAUGUUGGGCCAAUUCAAAUAAAAAAUGUGCAAAAUCCUUAAAAUGAAAGCUUAAUUUUCUGUGAUGUUUUGCCAAUUGAAGAACUGCAUUAUUUGUUUGCAUUUGCACUGGAAUCCUAUUCCAGUAAAUAAGUAUUUUUGGUUGAAUGAAUGCGUUAUAAUAAAAAGAAGAAAAAAAAAGAAAACAAAUGUAUUUGUAAUUUGGCUAAACUGAUCAUUUUUGUUAACAGAAUGAACACCACAUCAAAACUUAAAAUGGAUUGAAAGUUUCUCAAUCUUAAUAAAAAUAGUACUAAGAUUGUUAUAUUUGGACAAACUGACCUAUUGGAUGAUGUUCCCGGUGAGAUCAAAAUCGACCUUUUGUUAACAUAGCAGAAAAAGCCGCUUUCAUGUCUGCAUUUUUUUCUCAUGUUACAAUAAGUCAAUAUAUGAUCCAGCUUUUUAAAGUGAGCUGCUGUUCUCUUAAGGGGCAUCCCUCAGACAUCAAGAGUUACUAACUGCUGACCUUUAUAGGUGAGAACAGGUCAUUGCACCAGCCAGAGCAAAGUGUAAAAAAGGCCAUCUCUG